CUCACUUUUAGCGCAUUAUUAGUACUUGGUUACGUACCUGUUAUUACUGUUGGUCUCGUCAAAGUCUCUUCAAGAUAGACUCUUCAAAGUUCGGCCCACUACAUACUUUUACUGCAGUAGUUUUGGACUUUCAAAAUUAUAUAUGUAAGUAUCUCUUGUUUAGUGUUUACUGUUUACCCGACUUCUUGCUGAAAGUUUCCACCCAAGAAAAGCGCACUAGUUAAAAUAUCCUAUGCGUUUGAAGUACUGUUAUGGAUAUGAAUCAUAUGAUCAUAUGGACAUUGGACAUUUUUUAUUGUUGCAUGUUCUUCCGUGAAUACUGUGACUCCUUUAUAUUAUCAGAUUCGACAAAUGCUAAAUAAUACGGUGGAAGCUUAAAAAUCUGGAAAUCGUACGUCGCCAUAAAUCUAUGCCUUUGAUAGCAUUCGCUUAAAUUCGCCGUUCGACAAAUUUUGACGAGCUAACGACUGUGAGUUUCCAAUACGUCCACGAGUAAAUAAAAUGGCAAAACUGCUUGCUUCGGUCUUCAUUACCUUCGGAAUCCGGGCACGAUCUUGGUCCCAGUGUUUUGGAUAUCAAGAACUGAGAAUCGCUUCGGCUUGUCGGAUACACAAUGCAGCCGGUUCACUGCGGAUUCCCACGCGGCCUGCUUCUGUCGCUGUGUCAGAAUUUCAAGUGCGGCGUCAUAAAUUUGUGAAUCGAAUACGCAAAGCAUCGCCUACUCAUAUCCAACAGCAUUUGAUAUGUGUUCCUGGAAGCAGACUGGUUUACAUGGCAAAAGACGUUCCGUAUGUUUUCCGCCAGAAUUCCAAUUUUCGGUAUUUGUGUGGAAUUACUGAACCGGACUGUCUGCUAGUAUUGCACUCGAUGUCCCCUUCCGAGUACAGAUCCCAUGUAUUUGUUCCCCAGCAUCCAGCGGAGGAAGAAGUGUGGCACGGCAAAUCUCUAACGGAAAAUCAAAUUCAUGAGACGUCUGGAGUCGAUUUUGUGCACGCUUUAUCUGAUCUGGAGUGUUUUUUGGAUAAAUCUCUGAAGACUCUUCACGGUACCUCCGUGGGCCUUUGGUGCGAUCCUGUCGCAAGACUGUCACGGCCGGCCAAACUGGACGAUAGUCAACUAAGCGUGUUCCCUGCAUUGGACGAUUUUUUAUUGCAGAAAUCGGCGAAUUUUAUCGUUCUGGGCACUCCUACGCUGUAUAUACAAGAAUGCCGGCUGGUGAAAUCAUUAGCCGAAGUUGAGCUAAUGCGGUGUUCUGCGGAAAUAUCUGUAUACGCAUUAAAAUCAGCUAUGCAACGGACGCAUUCAGGAAUGAGCGAACGACAACUGUGGGCGCUUUUGGAUAAUGAGUGCAUAAAUCUUGGAGCAGAUAGACUUGCAUUUCCUCCAGUUUGUGCUUCUGGAUCCCGAGCGGCAACGAUUCAUUAUAUAAAAAAUUCGGAGGUCAUGGAGGAAGGCACGAUGGUGCUUGUAGACACUGGUUGUGAGAUCGAAGGAUACUGUUCGGAUGUAUCGCGAGUGUGGCCAGUUGAUAGCGGCACUCAGACGGAUGCGCAGGCACAAUUGGUGGAGAUUGUAUUAUGGGUGCAGCAGACCAUUCUGAAACAGUUGUUCCAAUUAGGAAAUAAUUAUGCGGCUUAUCCUACGCUUGACAAUUUAUACCAUCGUAUGCUGGAACUGCUAGCUCGGCAAUUACGGCAGCACGAUUUGCUUCUACCAAGAACGUCAGAUCAUUCACGGGAUACUGCUAUAGUUUCCAAGCACUUUUGCCCUCAUCAUCUCAGCCACUAUCUUGGAAUGGAUAUACACGACUGUUCAGAUGUUUCCCGUAGCCGCCCGCUGCAAGAAGGAAUGACUUUUACAAUUGAGCCUGGAUUAUAUAUUGCGGAAGACAGCCAGUUCGCUCCGUUGGAAUACCGUGGAAUUGGUGUUCGAAUAGAAGACGAUAUUUAUUUGGGACCUCAGGGCCCAGAAGUCUUAACAAAAGGCUGCCCUUCUUCUUUGUCGGAUAUUUCUAAUUUACGCUGUGAGAAAUUUGACUAACCAAAAGCACUGAACUGUGAUUCGAUACUUUGUUGGUUGCAUUUGGAAAAAAGCUUUUUUUUAAGUGAUAACCAUGAGCUACCUCGUCUUCGGAAACAUUUUAAAUUUUCCGCUGUUGACGGCCAGUCUGCAACUCGCCCUCGCAUUGUGAUUAUUCUUUGAUUUCGCAUUUUCGGAUGUUUUUGGUUAAAGGCUGAACAUCAGCGAUAUGGCCCUGAAUUGUCGUUUGUAAUUGGG
Molecule: messenger RNA, 2277 nt
Organism: Paramacrobiotus metropolitanus
Lineage: Eukaryota; Metazoa; Tardigrada; Eutardigrada; Parachela; Macrobiotidae
Product: xaa-Pro aminopeptidase 3-like
Exons: 10
Coding region: 502-2040 (512 amino acids)
Cellular component (GO): mitochondrion
Molecular function (GO): metalloaminopeptidase activity; manganese ion binding
Source: RefSeq, a predicted model, not a curated record